Molecule: messenger RNA, 3417 nt
Organism: Neolamprologus brichardi
Lineage: Eukaryota; Metazoa; Chordata; Actinopteri; Cichliformes; Cichlidae
Source: RefSeq, a predicted model, not a curated record
UGCUUGAAUCUGAUGAGGCAUGCCUGGAGCGCGCAGCGUAAUUGCAGGUGGAAAGGCUGGGAAGCAAGAGGCCAUACAAGCAGGUGUCAAGCCGGGUUCGGGUUCAUGAUACGUUCCGUUUUUCUCCUGGAUUUCGGUUGUUUUUGUGUGUUUGUGUCCCCCCCGCCACCUUCGAUGAUCUACAAUGCAGACCUCAGCUUGGCUCGUCGGUCGUUGCGCUCUCAUCCUAUGCGCGCUCCAGCUGAUGGACGGGGCGAAAGGACAGAAGCAGUGUACUGAGACUGAUUACUACUUUGAGUACACGGAGUGUGACAGCACAGGAUCGCGGUGGAGAGUGGCCAUCCCACAGCACCCUGGGGCCUGUGCUGGACUACCAGCGCCAGUGCGAGGCACAGAAUGCACCUUCUCGUGUAAGGCUGGAGAGUUCCUGGAGAUGUCAGCUCAGGAGUGCACUCAGUGUGCAGCAGGAAGCUACUCCCUCGGUAGCGGUAUCCGCUUCGACCAAUGGGAUUACAUGCCUAUUGGAUUUAGUAGCCUAGCAACCUCCCUGGAGAACAGCCUACCGGGUUCUAACAGCCUCACCUGUAACAGCUCUUCCUGGGUUCCUCAGGGAAACUAUCUGGAGUCCAACAGGGAUGAAUGCACAGUCUCUCUCAUCUAUGCUGUGCAUCUGAAGAAACAAGGCUCAGUUAGCUUUGAGUACCAGUAUCCUGACAGUAACCUGCUAUUUGAGUUCUUUAUCCAGAAUGACCAGUGUCAAGAAAUGGAUCAGUCUGAUGACAAGAAGUGGCUCAAGCUCACCAAGCAUGGCGAAUGGGCAACUCAUACGGUGAACCUGAAAUCUGGCACCAACAUCCUUUACUGGAGGACUGGUGGUGUUACGGUGGGAAAAAAAGUGGUGAAUCCUGCACUGCUGAAAAAUAUUCAUAUUGAGGGUGUUGCCUACACAUCAGAGUGUUUUCCGUGUAAGCCGGGAUCUUUCAGUCGAGUCCCUGGCUCCUCCUCAUGUGAACCCUGUCCUCGGGACACCUAUUCUGGCCAUGGUGCCAGUUCCUGCACUCCCUGUAACACCAGCACUCAGUAUGCAGGUUGGGAGGUCGCAGGUAAUCACAUCCAGACUGGAGCCGGAAGCUCUGAUAAUGAUUACCUCAUCCUCAACCUCCAUGUUCCUGGAUUCAAGCUUCCUACGUCAGUGUCGAGUCAUUCAGGGGAAGAAUUUGGUCGCAUUACAUUUGAAUUUGAAACUUCUUGCACAGCCGACUGUGAGCUCUACUUCAUGAUGGAUGUAAACAGGAAGAGUACAAAAAUAGUGGAGUCUUGGGAGAAAAACAAAACAAGGCAAACCUACACACACAUCAUGACAAAGAAUGCUUCAGUUUCCUACACAUGGGCCUUCCAGAGGACUAACCAAGCUUCAGAUGUACGACAGUAUGUCAAAGAUGUGGCACGAAUCUACUCCAUCACUGUGAGUAACGCGGUGGAUGGAGUGUCCUCUAGCUGUCGGGUUUGUGCCCUCGGUGCACAACCGUCCAGCUCUGCGUGUGUGCCGUGCCCACCUGGGCAUUACAUAGACGCAAGUACGAGCCAGUGCACAGAGUGUCCACCUAACACGUACCUGAUGCCUCACGCUGCACCAGGCCCUGAUGCCUGCAAAUCCUGUGGACCUUCCAGCAAAAGUGACAAGGAGCACAGCUUAUGCUAUAGUGACUGUCACUUCACCUACACAGAAGGCAAUGCCACUCUGACUUUUGACUUCAGCUCACUUGGGCCAGUGGGGUCACUGAUGAAUGGCCCAAGCUUUACCUCAAAAGGAACCAAGUACUUCCAUCACUUCAAUAUCAGUAUCUGUGGAGGAAAGGGUCAGUUGGCAGUAUGUACAGACAAUGUAACAGACCUAUCCAUCACCGACUCCCAGAGAGAAAAGGAAGGCCCCAACGCCAUCACAACCUUCAUCUGUCAAUCAACAAUAAUCCCAGCGAGUGGACGAGGAUUCCACACAGCCCUCUCCUCGCAGUCCAUUAACCUGGCUGACACAUUUGUUGGGGCAACUGUGGAUAACAACCUUGAAGGAAUAAGUGUAACAUCAGAUCUGUUUCCCAAGACCUCCAAGAAAGUCCCUGAUGUCAACUUUUACUACAGGUCUUUGGAGACAACUUCAUCUUGCGAGUCGGGUCGGAGCGUGGUGGUGACACUUCGCUGUAACCCAGACAAGAGCACUACGGGGGAGCUCUCAGUACCCAGUCAGUGCCCUGCUGGAACGUGUGAUGGUUGCACCUUUCAAUUCUUAUGGGAGAGCUCAGGGGCUUGUCCUACAUGCACAGAAAGAGACUAUCAUCAGAUAGAGGGAGUCUGCAAGGGAAGAAAUCAGGACUUGCUGUAUGUGUGGAAUGAACCAAAGCUGUGCAUGGGUGGUGUGCCCUUGCCUGCUAAGAAAACACAGACCUGUGAGGGCAUUGAGUUCUGGAUCCAUCUUGGUGCAGGACUGGGAGCUUUCACUGCAGUGUUGCUCGUUUCCCUGACCUGCUAUUUCUGGAAGAAGAACAAACGGUUGGAGUAUAAGUACUCCCGGCUGGUGAUGUCUGCUAACAAGGAAUGUGAAAUGCCAGUGGCUGACAGCUGUGCUGUGAUGGAGGGAGAGAAUGAGGCAGACAUGGAUGAUGAAGUCGUAUACACAAAACCUUCUUUACUUGGAAAACUCAAAGCCAUAGCAUCCAAGAGAAAUGGAGAUAACUAUGAAAAUGUGCAGCUAAAUUCGGCUCAUUCCAAAACAUUGGUGUGGAGCUAGAGUGGAAGAACCGUGAAGGGGGCUGAGGGGAGAAGUCAGACCCUUAAGAGACUUUGUGACCCCUAUCUAACUAUCCCCUUUAAGCUUUGAUACCUGGAACACCAACUGUUUGUAUGUGCACACACAUAUAGACACAAUAUCAGAGCCAUGCUCAAACGAGUCACACUAACCUGGUGGCCUUAAAGCUUGGUACGAUGGAGCUGUCCAGUUAAAGACUGCGAAGCAGGUGUGUGACUGACACUUCCUGAUAGCUGUCUGAUUCUAAUUUAUUUCAGGAAAAAAUUGAUAGAAGAGCUCAGGGUAAGACAAAGACCUAUUUAAGAUGUCCUGUUUUGCUAUUUUUCUCUCUUCAGUUUGCGUAUCGUCCAAUAUUUCGUUGAUACCUGUGGUAUAGUUCAACUUCAGGAAAGCUAUGAUUUGCCUUUCCAUAUCCCACAGAUGUUUACACAGAUUGGUUUAUUCUUUUCAUGUACAAUCAUUAUCUUCUCAUGUUUUUGUUGUUUUUUUAUUUUAUUUGAAAUUAUAUAAUGAAGAGAACUACUGAUCAGUUGAAAUUUGAAUUUGCCAUAUUCUGUUUGGGUUGUGGUGUGGACUGUCCAUGUACAUCAAAUAAAUCAUGAUGUAUUUAUGUA